AUGGAAGUGAUGGAAAUCGCUGGAAAAUAUCCACUAAGAGCUCCAACAACUCUUGCUCUCGAAAUGGAGUUCAUAGGGGUUGGAUGGAUUAGUUUGGGCAAUGAUCCUAUGGCCUCCAAGGUUGUUAGUGUACCAUCCUAUCAUUUACUUCAAGCCGGAUUCUGGUGGCCAAGCCUUUUCAAAGACACUCACGACUUCAUUGCAAGGUGUGAUAGAUGCCAACGAGAAGGGAGCAUUUCCAAGCGCAAUGAAAUGCCACAAAACCCGAUACUUGAGGUGGAAGUGUUUGAUGUAUGGGGCAUCGACUUCAUGGGCCCUUUCGAGCCACCUUCUCACGGGAAUAGAUACAUCCUGUGGCGGUUGACUAUGUGUCCAACGAUGGAGGAAGCCACUUUAUCAACAAAGUCUUCGAGAACUUGGAAGAAGUAUGGAGUCAAGCAUAAGGUAGCGACACCAUACCAUCCUCAGACAAGUGGUCAAGUGGAAGUGUCGAACAAGCAGAUAAAGGGGAUCCUCAGGACGAUUGUGGGAGUGACCAAGAAGGACUGGGCAGUUAAGUUGGACGACGCUCUCUGGGCUUACAGGACCGCCUAUAAGACGCCAAUAGGAAGGACGCCUUUCUCGCUCCUUUACGGGAAAUCGUGUCACCUUCCGGUGGAGAUUGAGUACAGAGCACUUUGGGCAAUCAAACUGCUCAACUUCGACAUCAGGUCUGCCCAAGAGAAGAGGGGUUUCGACUUACAUGAGUUGGAAGAGAUCAGGCUGGACGCAUAUGAGAGCUCCAAGAUUUACAAAGAACGGACUAAGGCAUUUCACGACAAGAAAAUUGUGCCUAAGUCUUCAAGGUUGGAGAAUAUGCGCUGCUUUUCAACUCAAGAGCUAAGUUGUUCCCUGGGAAGCUCAAGUCCAAGUGGUCGGGCCCGUUUGAGAUUAAGGAAGUCCUUCCUUAUGGAGCUGUCACUUUGCUCAACCAGAAUGGCGAGGAGUUCACGGUGA
Molecule: messenger RNA, 996 nt
Organism: Microthlaspi erraticum
Lineage: Eukaryota; Viridiplantae; Streptophyta; Magnoliopsida; Brassicales; Brassicaceae
Source: the annotation of a GenBank genome assembly